GGUUAUGGAUUUAAACCAGUGCCUUCAUAGAACAUUGUAGAUCAUGGAGAGCAGACCAGGUUCAGUCACCAAUACCUUCUCUGCAGUACUCUCAGGAACAGCUCAAGAGGUGUCUGUAGGAUCACAUCAGAUGGCAGAACAUUCUGACACUGGUUCCAUGGAGUCAUAUCCUGAGGAGCUUCUGGUUGAAGCAAAUGCAGAUUGCGGCGAUUAUGUGGUUGAGAGCGUCGAUGUGAGGGAAUACAACUUACAACCCGUCUGUUUCCUCACUGAAGGUCCAGUGUCUUUGAGACCAGAUCAAGUAGCAGUGCCUUCUCCAUCUACAGAGUUCAGCGAAGGGGAGUUGGAGGUUGAUUGUGAUGAUACAUGUGUGGACUGGGCUAUUGAGGGCCUGAACUUGGGGGAGAGCAGUUGUCAGCUCAACCUCCCUUUUGCUGUGUGCUCCGCCACCAAUGGGCUGGAGGCCGCCUUGAGAGACCACUUGUCUACCGAGUCGAUGGUUCAUGUUGACCUGGAUGCUGGACCCUUGGCCACCUCGACUUCUUCCUUUGACGUUGCCACUGAGAGGCGCAUGUCCAAAGUUGUGCAGUUUGUGUGUGACCUUGACUCAAGGCAUGGCAGUAUAAAGACUGCAGCCAGCACACGGACCCCCACUCCCUUCCCUUCCCCCAGAAGUUCAGCUACAUCUUUCGGAGAGGCUGAGGCAGCGGGAGCAUUUCUGACACAUGGUGGCGCUCAAGCCUCAGACACAGACGAGGCCAAAGGAGAGGACGCUGUACAGGGCUCCGGACUCCACCUAAGGCCUGAGGGAGACGACGAGUCGAGUUUUUUUCGGAAAAUGGGAAGAGGUGUAUCUGCCAUCUUCACCCAGAGAAGGUUUACGUUUCUGCAGCGCUUCACCAGAACUCCCUCACGUUUCACCAGAGCUCCCUCACCGUGCCUUGGAUGUCCAAAAUUAAUGCCGACCGAACGGUCUGCUCUGGGCAAUCACGUCCAAAUGGUCCGUGAGAUGCUCGCCGACCUCGUCAGGAGCUGCCCUUGCUCCCCUUCCAAUCAGGUGACCGUUACUGUAGUGCCUAGCAACUCGAGGGAACAACAGCAGGCCAAAGCACGACAGAGCCCCGAAAGGAUGAAACUGGGAUUUUGAUGUACAGAUGUCCAGAUUUUCUGUAAAGCGUUAAUAAAUGAAUAAAUGAA
Molecule: messenger RNA, 1197 nt
Organism: Sardina pilchardus (European sardine)
Lineage: Eukaryota; Metazoa; Chordata; Actinopteri; Clupeiformes; Clupeidae
Exons: 8
Coding region: 44-1147 (367 amino acids)
Source: RefSeq, a predicted model, not a curated record